AUGGGUAUGCGGAGACGAAUUCGCUAUAUGCCUUUGAUAAUGGUUGUGCUUACCACAUAUCUCGCUUUUCAUGUACAACAGGAUAUCCGGAUUUUUAUAAAUAAACGAUAUCUUGACACCAGUUCUUCACUUCCGGAGUUAGUUGAAAAGACUGAGUCGCCCCUUGCCUACGAACCAACCACUGAAAACCUUGUAACACUCCCUAUGGAUACGGAAGAAAUAAUCAAACCAAUCAUCAAGUUCCCUUUGGAUGUAGACUUGGAGGAGGCAGUAAGAAAUAAAAUUGAGAACGACAUAGACAUCCCAUUCAAACUGAUUAACGUUAACAAGCAAAAGUACAUCCAUAGACCGGGUGAGUGUCACUUCAACACCACGUCAGACGUAACGCUUUUGAUUCUUGUAAAAUCCAGCGUCAGAAACAUCUUUAUGCGGAAUGCCAUCAGAAACACGUGGGCCGGAAAUGUUGGAAAGAACAUCAAAGUUUUAUUUAUGCUGGGCUAUUCCCCUUCGUUGAAGGAUACGAUUGCCAUGGAGAUGGGUGCUUUCGGUGACCUCAUCAUGGAGAAUUUUAUAGACGCGUACUCGAACAACACACUAAAAUCGAUGAUGGGUUUUAACUGGGCAGUAAAUAAGUGUUCAUCGGCAAAUGUGAUUCUGUUCAUCGACGACGACCAUUUUCCUAACCUGCACAAUAUCUUAUCAUACCUCCGGUCUUUAAAUCCGGAUCGGAUGGAUAAGUUGUACGUCGGAUACCGCAUUAACAAAGGAAGCGUUUAUCGCAACAGAAGAAGUCCAUGGAGGAUUCCUUGGAAAGUGUACCCAUAUAACCACUGGCCUCCUUAUCUGAGAGGGGGAGCUUUCCUCAUAUCACAAAAGAUUGCACGCCAGUUUUCAGUAGCGUUUCCUUACGUUAAAUAUCUACAUGUAGACGACAGCUAUUUGGGAUUAGUGUCGUUGAAACUAAAUAUUAUUCCUCAACAUGAUGCAAGAUUUAUGAUGGAAAAGGACAAAAUUCUCACACAAAAACAUCAUUUUGCUUUUUAUGAUUACAAAACACCAAACGACUUUAAGAAGGCCUGGGAGAUAAUUAAAAACCAGAAAUAA
Molecule: messenger RNA, 1104 nt
Organism: Ylistrum balloti
Lineage: Eukaryota; Metazoa; Mollusca; Bivalvia; Pectinida; Pectinidae
Product: beta-1,3-galactosyltransferase brn-like
Exons: 1
Coding region: 1-1104 (367 amino acids)
Cellular component (GO): membrane
Molecular function (GO): hexosyltransferase activity; UDP-glycosyltransferase activity
Source: RefSeq, a predicted model, not a curated record